Messenger RNA from Lachnellula hyalina, 1002 nucleotides. RefSeq lists its product as uncharacterized. Bases 1 to 1002 code for a protein of 333 amino acids. Lineage: Eukaryota; Fungi; Ascomycota; Leotiomycetes; Helotiales; Lachnaceae. The record is from RefSeq and is a predicted model, not a curated record. The transcript is spliced from 3 exons.
AUGGCCGAUCAUCCCCAGAGAUUCCAAGAUGGCGACCGUCCAAGGGAUUCAAGAUCUCGUUCUCCGCGACGCCAUCACUCUCAUUCCCAUCGAACACGCUCCCCGCAUCGAUACCACAAGCGCAAACGCUCCCCUGAAGCAUCUCCUGUCAAAGAACUCCCAUAUAACACACGGCCCUUGACGAAACGCGACUAUGGCGCUUUUAAGCCCAUGUUUGCACUAUACCUGGAUAUACAGAAGAGCAAGAUACUAGAGGAUUUGGACGAGAAGGAAGCGCAAGGACGGUGGAAGAGCUUUAUUGGAAAAUGGAAUCGUGGAGAACUUUCCGAGGGCUGGUAUGAUCCUUCUACGCUACAAAAGGCUGUACAAUCUGCUCAAGACGAGCCCGCGCCCCACUACGAAGAGCAUAGACCCGAAAGACCGAGAGAGACGCGCAGAGAACCGUCCGAGGAACAAAGGAGUGGAAAUGAUAGUGAAAGUGAUGAUGAGAUUGGACCUACGCUGCCAGGCCAGGAGGGCAAGUCGAGAGCUGGGCGCAUGGGACCUAGUAUUCCGAAUAUGCAGGAUCUAGAGCUCAAGAGAGAAACGGAAGUCGAAGAUGGACUUGACCGGCGAGAUGAUAUCAGAUUUGCCCGCAAGAUUGAUCGGAAGGAGCAAAAGGCAACAUUGGAUGAGCUAGUCCCCCGAGCAGAAGCCGGUACGAGGGAGCGCCAACUGGAGAAGAAGAAGGAAGUCAACGAGAAGAUGAAAUCAUUCAGAGAGAAAUCUCCUGGUGCAGAAGAGGUCCCGGAUACGGAGUUGAUGGGCGGUGGAGAUGGGAUUGGGGAAUAUAAGAAGCAGAAGAAUGAGUUUGAGAGGAAGAAGAAUGAGCGCGAGUUGAGGAAAGAGGAGAUAUUGAGGGCGAGAAUGGCGGAGAGAGAGGAGCGGUUGCAGGAAUAUAGGGCGAAAGAGGAGGGGACAAUGUCCAUGCUGAAGGCACUAGCUAAGCAGCGAUUUGGAUGA